Sceloporus undulatus (fence lizard) is the source of this 496-nucleotide messenger RNA. It is a transcript of the gene GPHB5, whose product is annotated as glycoprotein hormone subunit beta 5. The record is from RefSeq and is a predicted model, not a curated record. The transcript has 3 exons. Gene Ontology annotation, cellular component: extracellular region; cytoplasm. Gene Ontology annotation, biological process: regulation of thyroid hormone receptor signaling pathway; G protein-coupled receptor signaling pathway. Gene Ontology annotation, molecular function: hormone activity. Lineage: Eukaryota; Metazoa; Chordata; Lepidosauria; Squamata; Phrynosomatidae. Bases 1 to 411 code for a protein of 136 amino acids.
AUGCCCAUCAAGACAGCCACAAAACUCCAAUGGGUGGUGCAGGGAUCUUUGUAUCUUCUGAUCUUGGCCAGCUGUGUCAGUAGCCUCAAGCCAUCCAGUAUCAACCUGAGGACCUUCAUUGGCUGUGCUGUUCGUGAGUUCACUUUCCUGGCCAAGAAGCCAGGCUGCAAGGGGAUGCGAAUCACCACUGAUGCCUGCUGGGGCCGUUGUGAGACUUGGGAGAAGCCAGUGUUGGAUCCCCCUUACAUUGAAGCACACCAUCGUGUCUGCACUUACAAUGAGACCAAGCUGGUGACGGUGAAGUUGCCCAACUGUGCAGCCAACGUUAGUCCUGUCUACACAUAUCCCAAAGCCAUCCGGUGUGACUGCAGUGUGUGUCUCACCACAACCACAGAAUGUGAGACUAUCUGAAUCGUCCAGUUGGUGUAGCUUGAUCUACUUUGGUCCAUAUUCUGCUGAAGGAGAAACUGCUGUAGGGUGGUGGACAUAGUGUAAA